Messenger RNA from Cannabis sativa, 895 nucleotides. RefSeq lists its product as uncharacterized. The record is from RefSeq and is a predicted model, not a curated record. Bases 174 to 599 code for a protein of 141 amino acids. Lineage: Eukaryota; Viridiplantae; Streptophyta; Magnoliopsida; Rosales; Cannabaceae. The transcript is spliced from 4 exons.
CUUAAUUAUACUAAAUAAAAAACAACCCACGCGACAUAAUUGAGUGACGAGUGGUGGGUGGGAGCCGAAGCCAGAUUAGAGGCAACGUGGCUGAUUCUAAAGCGAUGCUUUCUCCAGCUUUGUGGGCGUUGGCUCUUGAAUAAUUUUACUCUCUCAAAUCGAAAUUCCACGCCAUGGAAGCCACCAUCUCUUCCUCCAUGCUCCCACCAAGUUCAACAGCUACUCCCUUUAAGGACUGUUCAUUAUCAUCAUCACAUCUUAUUAAUCUUAUUACUCCAAGAGUUAAUCAUCCUCACAACCGUUUGAUAAUAAAAAACAAGACCUCAAAACUGAAGAAGGUUGCAGUCAUUACUGAGUUCUCGGCCGCAGCUGAUCCUGCCCCUGAUGGCUUCACCUGGCAGAUUGUUGUUGGAGCUUUAGCUGGAGUGACUCCUUUUGUGGUGGCUGGGAUUGAAUUCAGCAAAAGAAUCAUUGCUCAAAGAAGUUGUGAGGUGUGUGGAGGGUCAGGGUUGGUUUUGAAAAAAGAAAACUAUGUACGCUGCCCUGGAUGUGGUGGAUUUCUACCUUGGCAGUCAUGGAAGAGAUUUUUCUCAGGAUAAAUUAGUCCUGUUUGAAGUAUUAUCACAUUUCUCCAAUGAUUUAAACUAAAAUGAAUUGGGUUGUACUGUCAAUACUCACUAUUUGGUUGAAUCUUUCCAUAUCUUUUGGUAAUAGUGUAUACUCAUUAAGUGUAGAUAUGUAUGUAUUUUUUAUAAGUUUGUGAGUACAGGGUACUCUUUUUGUUUGGUAGAAUGAGAUGUUUUGAGUCUUAAUUAUAUUGUAAUUAAGUCCUUUUCUUUUGUAUAUAACUAAAAUGUUUACUCCCUUUUCGCUAUAAAGACAUCUUUUUGGGCUA